Molecule: messenger RNA, 1306 nt
Organism: Asparagus officinalis (garden asparagus)
Lineage: Eukaryota; Viridiplantae; Streptophyta; Magnoliopsida; Asparagales; Asparagaceae
Exons: 3
Coding region: 75-1244 (389 amino acids)
Source: RefSeq, a predicted model, not a curated record
CCCUUGGAGAUACGUUGUUUGUUAAUCUGAACAGAUCAAUCACGUUUAAAGCAUUCGGCCUCAUAAGGAAAGAAAUGCAAGUUUUACAAGAAAUGGGUCAGGAUCCAACAACGUGUGGUUGCUACCUAAGGAGAACUCAUGGUCUACCGUGCGCACAUGAGCUUCAGUACUACAUCAUAAAUGGGUAUAGCAUUCCGUUGGAUCAAAUACAUGAUUAUUGGAAAAAGUUAGAUAUUCAGUUUCCAAUAUUUCCUAAUGAUGCCGCGGAUGGAUCCCCGACUCCACCAAAUCCAGUGAGGAGGGCGUUGUUCGAAGAAGUCCCUGAUAUUACUGCACCUCCUACUGCUAAAAAGAAAACCAAGGGUAAAAAGCUCUCUAGUCUCCGUGUACCUUCGGCGUGGGAGAGGGUUGUGAAACAGUACGGAUUUAAAAAGUCUCCAAACAAAAAGGGCCCUGGACGUGUUGCUUCUAUCUCUGCAUCACAGGGGAGUCCAAUGAGCACAUCCCAACGUACGGGGCCACCAGUAUCACCAUCUUCUCCAAAUCCUCCGUGCUCAAGGCCUCCAAUGUCAACCCCUUCUUCCAAAGGCACCACGUUCAUCUUUAAGAAUUCUGUAUUUGAGAGAGAAUUCCCGCCCUACAUUAGAAAAUACAUAGAUCAAUGCACAGAUGUAGCGGCAGACGGAAAUUGUGGAUUUAGAGCGGUGGCUCUAGCAAUUUACGGAACAGAAGAUGAUUGGGUUAAAGUUAGACAAGACUUAGUAGCAGAUCUACAGAAUAGAAGCGCCUUGUACGCUCGAAUCUUAGGUGGGAGGAGUGCGAGGAGUUCUAAUGUGACUAAUCUCAUCCAAUCGAUUGCUCACUACCAUGGACCAGCGGAUGAUGAUUACUGGAUGGCGGUACCGGAUUGCGGUCACGUAAUUGCAACAACAUAUAAUGUUGUUUUCAUGACAUUCAGUGAACAUGGAGGAAAUACUUGUCUGCCAGCGAUAUUAGAUGAAACACAAGGACCUCCAACCCGAAAGGUGGUGUGCGGACAUCUUAGCAAUGAUCAUUGGAUUUUGUUGCAUAUGAAACCAGGGGAUCAUCCGGUACCACCCAUAGCAUUUUACUGGAACGACCAUCACGACAAAUCUGCAGAUGGUUUAGAUGCACAAUUUGCAUUCUCGAUCAGUCACUUUAACCGUCUCCACAAUGAAGAUGGAGAACGUCGAGCAUCAACAAGAAGAAGAAAGAACAAUUAAUUAGGAUCGAAAAAAAAAUUGAUGUAUUUCGUUGAGUAGAUUAAUACUUUGAUUUUCUAAUA